CACACUUCCAAAAAGCGGUGCGCAGGAACGGUAUCUGUGCCGGUUAACGUGGCUGAUUUGAUUGUGAAGGAAAACCACAAAUGCUUAGUCAUUAGCGUUCAUUAUGGAGGGCUUACACUGUGAGCCUUGUCAAAUUCGAGGGACCAAAAACAAAGCACAUAAAGAAGCAGAGGCUUUGGAAGAGCGCCCCCUCCCUUCUGAGACUUGGAGCAACAAUUCAAAUAAAGCUACAGGACCAGGACCGGUCCAUUCUUCAGAAGUGGUUGUUGAAGGCUCUGCCAUUUCCAUUCCUUUCUCAGAAACUUUGUUGGGUUUAAUUGUGAAAAUGCCAGCAUCAUUGCAACCUGUGUGCUGCGCUGGUAGUCCAGUUCUGCUGCCAGUCCAGGUGCAACAAGCAGGGGAAAUAGAACCUGAAACAAUAGCCACACCUGUAAUCACGCCUCCACUUGGCAGUCACACUCUACCAUUGAUUUUUGAUCAGCCACAGGUACACUAUAGCCUGCUGGAGAAUAAUGGACUCUCUCAGAACCUGUCAUUGACAAUCGAUCAGUCUCACAGUUGCAAAGGGAAGUCUGAGAACACUGCCAUGUACAGCUCUGAAUUCAUAUCAUCUUUACAGCAAUUGUUUAGCUCUCCACAUUGUCGAGGGAGUAGUUCAUUUUCAUCAAAUGCCUUUGGUGCAAGUUUCAUCCCUCCAGAUAGCACUUUGUCACACCUCUAUACUGGUUCCCCACCGGUUUCCCUGCUUCCUCCUGCCACCUUGCUGGUACCCUUUCCAUUUGUCGUUCCUUUGCCAGUGCCUCUACCUAUACCAAUCCCAAUCCCAUUCAUCCCAGACUCUUGCCUCUCUAGACCAAGUCAUACCAUUAAAACAAGCAGAAGCACCCAGACAGAAUAUAUUUCAGUUUGUACCCACAACAGAAUGUCUGGCUAUGAUUUCCUGCAGUUACCAAAACAACCUUUCCAUCCAGUUUCUCAGGAAGAAGUGCUCGACCUCACAGUUAAGGUUGUGCCAAUGCAAACAAAUCGGGAAGUCCAGUUCCAUCAAAACCAUGCUCUGGACCUUUCUGUUGCUAACAAAUCGUGCUUUAACACCAACCUAAUUCAUCAUGGAAGAAAUUCAGGAAAUGUAGAUUCAACAAAGCUGAUUCUGCCCAUGAAGUAUUCACCAACUCAAGCGACCAAUCAGCCUAAUGGUUACUCUGACAUGGAAUUUAGCAUGCACUACAAAUGGACAACAGAAAAGCGAUAUGAAAAAUAUUCUUUAAAAUAUUCUAACCAAAAUGGCAGCGUUGUGUCUCCAAAGCACAUACCAAGAGUCACUCAGUCUACUAAGGACGCCUCGGGCAGGAUUUGUGAGCAAAUAGUACGGUCGCCACCGGGACAAGUCUUAAAGAAAAAAAUAGACAAGAAGAAGAGAUUGAACUCUCAGAAUAUUAACAAUUCUCCAAUCAAGAAACAGCAUUUGAUGUCAUUUUGUUCUAGCAAGUAGAUUCCUGAUUGAGAUAUUGGAUUGAGCUUUUGCAGGAUCAUUCUUCCUUGCAACCGGACUGCAUUGGUGGUAGUCUAGUCAAGCUACUUCACUUUAGCACUGAUCUCAGAUCAGCCAUAUCUGCCAUACUUAAGCCCUCGGUUCCUCAUGUACAAUCCUGGGACUGCAGAACUGUGGACUUUCUAAGAACCCACCAAUAUUCUUUUUUAGCUAUUUUCAAUUGUUUCACUCUUGAACAAGGCAAAAUAUAUAUGUAACAUGUAAAAAUGUUUCUUUUUAGUAGACUGGGUUUGUGUCCUUUGCGUUUUUGUGCAAGCCGACCUGGAAGUGAGCCUCACUCUGGUUCUCUCAACAAAAUGCGGUAGCAUUUUUCCACUGGCUUUUAAAUUACUGCAGAAACAACUCUGCGAUCAAGAAAAGUUUAUUUCUUAUUCAUUUAUACUUAUUUUACUUAUCAAGAUCUUAACAACCGAACAAAAUAUUUAUGAAAUCGGAAACCUACAUACAAUAAAAGUAAACACCAGUUAUUCUUUCAAUAAAUUAUACCACUGACAUGACUUUAAUGUCACCAUCUCUAAGCUGCUGAUAUCUCUUUCAAACUUUAUUUAAAGACGUUCUCUGAUAAGUAUCUGUGUUCUUUUUGUGGAUGGAUCUGACUGAGUAAGAUGUGUGUUAUUUGUAUGCACACAGCAAGGCUGUAGUAGAUGAGUUUAAUGUCCCUGACCACCCGAGUAGUUCCAUUCAGCUAUCUCUGAUAGCUGAAUGGAACAAACAAGCUAACUCCUUUCCAGGUU
Tachysurus vachellii is the source of this 2286-nucleotide messenger RNA. RefSeq names its product retinoic acid-induced protein 2. Bases 104 to 1492 code for a protein of 462 amino acids. The record is from RefSeq and is a predicted model, not a curated record. Gene Ontology annotation, cellular component: nucleus. Lineage: Eukaryota; Metazoa; Chordata; Actinopteri; Siluriformes; Bagridae. The transcript is spliced from 2 exons. Gene Ontology annotation, biological process: animal organ development.